Messenger RNA from [Torrubiella] hemipterigena, 1626 nucleotides. The record is from the annotation of a GenBank genome assembly. NCBI's taxonomy places the organism in Eukaryota, Fungi, Ascomycota, Sordariomycetes, Hypocreales, Clavicipitaceae.
CCGGUCACGAGACGACGCGCCAACCUCAUCCCUCCAACCACCGCCGUCUUCUCUUCCACGCGCCAAUGUCCACCGUCGCCUAAUAGUCCUCUCCUACAGCUGCACACCGCCAUGGAGUCCACCCCGAUGGACAUUGACCGCGCCGACCGCGCCAACGGCACCUCCAAAAGCAUGUCCAGCCUCCCCGACGUCAUGUCCUCAUACCGCCCUACAAAGCUCUUCCGUAGAGACAAUGCUUCCGAAAACAACUCGUCGGCGCCGUACGUCCUCUCCAUAGACUACGAUGACGAGGGCGAACUGCUGCUCACGUCGGCCAGCGACGAGACGCUGCAAAUCUACAAUGUCCGCGAGGGCCGCCACGAAAAGAGCCUCGUGAGCAAAAAGUACGGCGUCAAGCUUGCCAAGUUUACACACACAAAGUCGAGUAUCAUCUAUGCCUCGACGAAACAAAACAAUGCCAUCCGAUACCUCGCGACACACGAUAAUUCUUUCAUCCGAUACUUUGAGGGCCACGAGGCCACCGUCACAGACAUGGCCGUCCAUCCCGGCAGCGACAACUUCAUCUCGUGCGCCCAGGACAACACUGUCCGCCUCUGGGACACCCAGUCCAAGCACUGGCAGGGCCAGCUGCUGCUUCGCGCGCCGACACUCGCCGCCUACGACCCGUCCGGCACCGUCUUUGCCGUCGGAUGCCCCAGCAGCGGCUCGAUCCUACUCUACGAUGCACGCAACUACGACAAGGCACCCUUCCAGACCAUCGACGUCCUCGAGCAGAGCCGCUCUGUCGAUGCACAAUACUCCAUGAAGGGCUGGACCAAGCUGGAGUUUUCAAACGAUGGAAAGUCCAUUCUGCUUGGUACAAAGGGUAAUGGGCACUUCCUCUUCGACGCCUUUGAGGGCUCCAUGAAGGCAUACCUGCACCGUCCGACAGGUGGCACAAGGCGCGCAGCAGUGGGCGAAAGCCAGGCGACAAAUGGGGCGGUGCCGCCUGGGCCGCCGUUUGAAAGUUCGGGAGACUGUUGCUUUGCGCCGGAUGGCCGCUUCGUUGUCAGCGGCUCGCGGCAGGACGUUUUGGUGUGGGAUACGAUGAAGGCGGCAGAUGGAAAGUUACUGGAUCCGUCGUACACGCUGCCAGAUAAGAGAGAGGCGGCGGUCGUGGCGUUUAAUCCCAGGUAUAAUUUCUUUGCGACGGCGAAUCAGGAGCUUGUGUUUUGGGUGCCGGAUCCUCACUCAUAAGGAGGUGUGUUGUGUGUUGUUACUUUAUAGUUGAUCAUGGGAUGGAGUUUGCUCAAAAUUGGCUUGAAUUGAAAUCUUUGCCCUGCUUUCAGUCAAAUUAUAUCUUGUUCCAUAAGCGAUCUGAUUCGAAUGCGCUCAGGUGUGGAGAUGUCGUUAGUAGGAUGAAUGGCAGUGGCCACCACCUGCAACAGAACGUGUUUACGCAACGGUUAAAGCAAUACUUAUCCAUACAAAAUGAUAUUUAUUUAAUUAUAAGAUUUUAUAAAAAUAUAAAAAUACGAGGCCCUCCGCAAAAGCACCACUUAGACCAUCGUCGCGUGUGUAUGCAAGGUCCUACCCGGCACAAAAUCCACCAAAAAUACCCCACCACAACCACAUCCCAAAACCAUC